This is a messenger RNA of Diabrotica balteata, 2184 nucleotides long. The record is from the annotation of a GenBank genome assembly. Lineage: Eukaryota; Metazoa; Arthropoda; Insecta; Coleoptera; Chrysomelidae.
GCGAAUGAUAACACAUAACACACGGCAAAUGUUCUUAACGAAACUAACUACGUGUCGCUGGCGGACUGGCGUUGCUAUUUUGUAAUAAAACACAACAUUCAACAUUUAUCUCCCCUACUUAUUGGACGGGUAUGAUUAAGGUCAUGAGUACAAAUGUAUGUUGAAAAUAAAAUUGUUUUAAAUCUUUUUUUGUGAGAGUGGUUAAAACUUUUUUCCCAUACAAACAAUAUAUUAAAUAAAUAAAUGAACAAAUUACGUGGCUAAUUUGUGAUAUACAAGAAAAUGGAUACACUCAGUGCUUAUAUACCAGAUAUUGUGUCUCUAGAGAAUAUACAAGGUGCAGUUGGUUAUUUGUUUUUAGCGUCUAUUCUUCGUCUGUUCAGUUUAAAAAGUAAUUUGGGUUCCAAACAGGAUUAUCCCGAAGAUUAUGGACCAAAACUGCAAGACGGAGACGAGUUUGAUUUUAUAGUAAUAGGAGCAGGAUCAGCGGGGUCUGUAGUUGCGAAUAAACUAAGUGAAAAUACCGAUUGGCGAGUGUUAGUGUUGGAGGCCGGAGGAUACCCUUCCGUUCUUAGUGACAUACCAGCAUUUCUGUUCAGUUUGCAAGGCAGCGACGAAGACUGCCGUAUAAAACCGAACCUUCGGAAACAUCAUGUUUGGCUUACAAAGAUGGGCAAUGUCGUUGGCCAAGAGGGAAAAGUAUUGGGAGGUACCAGCACUAUUAACGCGAUGUUGUAUAUGAGAGGAGAUAAACGAGACUACGAUCAUUGGGCGGAACUUGGCAACAUUGGAUGGGAUUGGAAUAGCGUACUGGAACAUUACAAACAGUUGGAAAAUAUGCAGUAUUUGCAUGCUAGUGAUCAGUAUGGAAGAGAUGGACUGUUAAAGUUAACCAAGUAUGAUUCAGGUCAUCCUAUCACGCAAGCCAUUACCGAGGCUAACGAACUUUUGGGAUAUCCCGUCCUUGCCGAAGAAAAUCCUGAUCGCCCUUUAGGUAGUAUAGUAGGAUCGAUGACUAUAUCAGAAGGUGCCAGAGAAAACUCAGCCAAAGCAUUUUUAGGUAGGAUUAAAGACAGAGCAAAUUUAUACUCUGCCCUUCACUCUUAUGUCCAAAAAAUAGUGAUCGAUCCAGAAACAAAAUCAGCGAAAGCUGUUGAAGUUAAAAUAGGCAAGAAACUAGUUACUUUGAAAGCUAAAAAAGAAAUUAUUCUCUCAGCGGGUGCCAUUAACUCACCCCAAGUUUUAAUGUUGUCUGGAUUGGGGCCUAAAAAACACCUCCAAGAAUUAGGAAUACCCCUUAUCAAGAAUUUACCGGUUGGACAUAAUUUGGAAGACCAUGUGGUACAUACAGGAUUUGACGUCAGCCUAAAAUUAGAGUCUCUUCUAACAAACAAUAAGCUGGAAACGAUAUACAAAUAUUUUAGGUACAACGAAGGAGAACUAGCUACCAUUAGUAUGACGAACUUGUUAAACUUCAUAAAUACCAAGAACGAUUCCUCAUAUCCAAAUAUUUGUUACCAUUAUUUAUUUUGCCCACCUUCUGAUCCUUAUUUACUUCCUGAACUUGCUAGAGCUUCUGGUCUUACAGAUGAAAUUUUCUUGAGUAAAAACGAUGCCGCCUAUAGUAGACCGUUUCUUUCUUUCUAUUCAACACUUUUGAAUCCCAAAAUCUAAAGGAAGAAUUCUUCUCAGAAGUAAAGAUCCAGAAGAGAAUCCACUCAUUUAUGCUGGGUAUUUAACAGAUCAGAACAACGAAGAUAUUGAAGUAAUGUUAGAGAGUAUAAGAUACGUUGAAAAAUUGAUCGACACACCACCCUUUAAACAAUACGACGCCCAACUGGUAAAACUAAACCUCCCGAAUUGCGACAAAUACGAAUACCGAUCAGACGACUACUGGAAAUGCUCAAUAAGACAUUUGUCCUCAACGAUAUAUCAUCCAGUUGGUACGUGCAAAAUGGCUCCCACCGAUGAUGGUUAUUCAGUGGUAGAUUCUCGACUUCGAGUGCAUGGUAUAAAAAAAUUAAGAGUGGCAGAUGCUAGCAUUAUGCCGAAAAUAGUUAGUGCCAAUACUAAUGCACCGUCUAUGAUGAUUGGGCAUAAAGCGGUUGUGAUGAUAAUGGAAGAGUGGAAAAAUAAACACGAGGAACUGUAGGAAAAUUUUGUGUAAAUAAAUUGUUUUUAUUA